Molecule: messenger RNA, 537 nt
Organism: Peronospora belbahrii
Lineage: Eukaryota; Oomycota; Peronosporomycetes; Peronosporales; Peronosporaceae
Source: the annotation of a GenBank genome assembly
AUGCGGAUGCAGAUACCUGGGUAUCACACCAACACCCCGUUGCACCCAUCGUUCGACGAUGACAUCCGUAACGUUCAUCUACUGUACGAUUACGAUGCUGAGGGCAGCGAUGGUAAGCCUGAGAAGUGGCGAUAUGAAAUGUGGUUUUUUUCGGAAAACCGAAUCGUAUAUUCAAUUCACGGUGGUCCUAUGGUUGGUCGUCUUAAUUACCAGACCGUCGCGUUUCAGUGCAUUCGUCCAGGUGAGCUCUGGCAGUGCAACUGGCUUGAAGAGACUGGCACUAUCGUGUCGCUCGUGUACGACAUUCAAAACAAGAGAAUUACCACCAUGAUUGGUUUUUCUAAAGGCCACUGGGAGCACCCCAAGGAAGCCCACGGUGAUAAGCGCAAUCCAAGUGACUAUGCUCGCUGGCGCAAGCUAGCUGAGUACGGCAACAACCGUGACCGUCUUAUCAUGAGCGAGCAGGCCACUAUCCUCAAGAGUUUUAAGGGUGCGGGCGACCUUGAACCGAUUGCUCUAGACUGUGAGACUUUAUAA